Molecule: messenger RNA, 6603 nt
Organism: Phyllostomus discolor (pale spear-nosed bat)
Lineage: Eukaryota; Metazoa; Chordata; Mammalia; Chiroptera; Phyllostomidae
Gene: LOXHD1
Product: lipoxygenase homology domains 1
Exons: 28
Coding region: 152-5158 (1668 amino acids)
Molecular function (GO): protein binding
Source: RefSeq, a predicted model, not a curated record
AACUCCAGUGGGAGAAACUGGGGCUCCAGCUUGGCAGAUUUCUGGGCCCGUGUGUUCCCUGGGUGUUCAGGUCCCAGGGGAGCCACUGUCCGACUGGCCUUGCUGUCCUGCCCCUCUGAAGGCCGACGAGUUCACCAUUGAGUCCGUCACCAUGCGGAAGGUGAGGCGGGUGCGAAUCCGACACGACGGCCUCGGUGGGAGCAGCGGCUGGUUCCUGGAGCGGGUGCUGGUGAGAGAGGAGGGGCAGCCCGAGAGCGACAACGUGGAGUACCCGUGUCUCAGGUGGUUGGACAAAGAUAAGGACGAUGGGCAGUUGGUCCGAGAGCUGCUGCCCAGUAACAGCAACGCGACACUGAAGAACUACCGUUACCACAUCAGCUUGAAGACGGGGGACAUACCUGGGGCCAGCACGGACUCCACAGUGUACAUCAAGCUCUAUGGGGACAAAUACGACACCAUCAAGCAAGACCUUCUCGUCUCUGACAACAACCUGAAAAACUAUUUUGAACGUAGCCGGGUGGAUGAGUUCACCCUCGAGACCCUGAACAUUGGAACUAUCAACCGGGUGGUGAUCGGGCACAACGGCGCGGGCAGGCGUGCCGGCUGGUUCCUGGGCAGCGUGGAGAUCCGCGUGCCCCGCCAAGGCAAGAAGUACACCUUUCCCGUCAACCGCUGGGUGGACAAGAACAAGGCUGACGGGCGCCUGCAGGUGGAGCUCUAUCCCAGCGAGAUCGUGGAGAUCCAGAAACUGGUCCACUACGAGAUUGAGGUUUGGACGGGGGAUGUGGGCGGUGCAACCACCACUGCCCGAGUCUACGUGCAGAUCUACGGCGAGAAAGGCAAGACAGAAGUGCUCUUCCUGUCCAGCCGCUCGCGAGUCUUUGAGCGAGCAUCUAAGGACACGUUCCAGCUCGAGGCGGCUGACGUGGGGGAGGUCUACAAGAUCCGCCUGGGACACACUGGCGAGGGCUUCUCGCCCAGCUGGUUUGUGGACAUGCUGUGGCUGCGGCAACUGGUGGUGCAGGAGGUGGAGCUCACGCCCGAGGAGGAGGCCCUGAAGAAGAAGGAGGAGAACAAGCUGCGGCAGCAGCUCAAGAAAGAGUGGCUGAAGGCCAAGCUGCAGAGGAAGAUGAAGAGGAAGCAGAUGAAGAAGGGCAGUGAUGAGGAGGGUGAGGGGGAUGAGGAGGAGGAGUCUUCGUCGGAGGAAUCCUCAUCUGAAGAGGAGGAGGAGGAGGAGACCGAGGAGGAGGAGGAAGAGGAGGAGUUCGGGCCAGGAAUGCAGGAGGUGGUUGAGCAGUACAAGUUCGACGUCAACCGCUGGCUGGCCUGGGGCAAGGAAGACAGCGAAAUUGUGCUGGAGCUGGCGCCUUCUGGCCGGUCGGGUCCUCAGCUCAACACCUAUGAGGUCCAGGUGAUCACAGGGAAAGUAGCCAACGCUGGCACCAGUGCCAAUGUCUACGUGACCAUCUACGGGGAGGAGUAUGGGGACACGGGCGAGCGGCCGCUGAAGAAGUCAGACAAGAGCAGCAAGUUUCAGCCGGGGCAGACAGACACCUUCAUCGUCUAUGCCAUUGAGCUGGGGCCCCUGACCAAGAUUCGGAUUCGCCAUGACAACGCGGGCAACAAAUCAGGCUGGUUCCUGGAGAGAGUAGACAUCACCGACACAAACAACGAGACCACGUACUACUUUCCAUGCCAGCGCUGGCUGUCAGUGGAGGAGGACGAUGGCCAGCUCUCCAGGGAGCUGUUGUCAGUGGAUGAGUCCUAUGUGCUGCCACCGGAGGAGGACGACGAGGGUGGGGGUGGUGGUGACAACAACCCCCUCGACAACAUGGGCCUGGAGCAGAAAGACAAAUCGACCACAUUCUCAGUGACCAUAAAGACUGGAGACAAGAAGAAUGCGGGCACAGAUGCCAAUGUCUUCAUCACACUCUUUGGCACAGAAGACGACACUGGAAUGAGCCUCUUGAAAGCCUCCAAGGUCAACAGUGACAAGUUCGAGAGGGACAGCAUCGACAUCUUCACCGUGGAGGCGCUGGGCCUGGGAGAUCUGUGGAAAGUCAGGAUCGGCCAUGACAACACAGGCAAGGCUCCAGGCUGGUUCGUAGACUGGAUAGAGGUGGACGCCCCGUCUCUUGGGAAGUGCAUGACGUUCCCCUGUGGCCGCUGGCUGUCGAAGAAUGAAGACGACGGGGCCAUCGUCAGGGACCUCUUCCACGAGGAGCUGCAGACGAGGCGGUACACGCCAUUUGUCCCUUACGAGAUCACCAUCUACACCGGCGAUGUCUUUGCUGCUGGGACCAACGCCAACAUCUUCAUCGUCAUCUAUGGCUGCGAUGGCCUGUGCACCAAGCAGAAAUUCCUAUGCACCAACAAGAGGGAGCAGAAAAUGUACUUUGAGAGGAAGUCUGCCUCCCGCUUCAUCAUGGAGUUAGAAGACGUGGGAGAAAUCAUUGAAAAAAUACGGCUGGGCCAUGAUAACACAGGCAUAAACCCCGGGUGGCACUGUGCCUACGUGGAAAUCCGCAGGCUCCUCCCAGACAAAGAUGGCACAGAGACUGUGACUUUCGCUUGUGAUCGAUGGCUUGCCACCUCGGAGGAUGACAAGAAGACUAUCCGAGAACUGGUUCCUUUUGACGUCUUCACUGAGAAAUACAUGAAAGAUGGGUCCUUAAGGCAAAUCUACAAGGAAGUGGAGGAGCCACUGGACAUCGUGCUGUACUCGGUGCAGAUCUUCACAGGAAAUGUUCCCGGGGCAGGGACGGAUGCCAAGGUCUACAUCACCAUCUACGGGGACCUGGGAGACACCGGGGAGCGGUACCUGGGCAAGUCAGAGAAUCGCACCAACAAGUUCGAGAGAGGAACGGCCGACACCUUCAUCAUCGAGGCCGCCGACCUGGGCGUCAUCUACAAGAUCAAGCUCCGCCACGACAACACGAAGUGGUGCGCGGACUGGUACGUGGAGAAGGUGGAGAUCUGGAACGACACCAACGAGGACGAGUUCCUGUUCCUGUGCGGGCGCUGGCUGUCGCUGAAGAAGGAGGACGGGCGGCUGGAGAGGCUCUUUUACGAGAAGGAGUACACUGGGGACCGGAGCAGCAACUGCAGCAGCCCGGCCGACUUCUGGGAGCUCGCCAUGAGCUCCAAGAUGGCCGGGGUCGACGUGGACACAGUGACCGGGAUUAUGGCCAACUACGUUCAGGACGGCCUGGUCAUUCCCUACUAUGUGUCAGUCACCACUGGGAAGCACAAGGACGCAGCCACCGACAGCCGGGCCUUCAUCAUCCUCAUUGGGGAGGACGAUGAGGUCAGUAACCGCAUCUGGCUGGACUACCCCGGAGACAAGAAGGGCUUCAGCUGCGGCUCCGUGGAGGAGUUCUACGUCGGAGGCUUGGAUGUCGGCGUCAUCAAGAAGAUAGAGCUGGGCCAUGACGGGGGGUCCCCUGAGAGCUGCUGGCUGGUGGAGGAGCUGAGCCUGGCUGUGCCGACCCAGGGCACCAAGUACACGCUACGCUGCAAUUGCUGGCUCGCCAAGGACCGAGGUGAUGGCGUCACCUCCCGGGUCUUCGACCUCCUGGAUGCUACGGUGGUGAACAUCGGGGUGAAGGAGCUCUACGAAAUGACUGUGUGGACGGGAGACGUGGUCGGCGGUGGCACCGACUCCAAUAUCUUUAUGACCCUCUAUGGCAUCAACGGAAGCACAGAGGAAGUGCAGCUGGACAAAAAGAAAGCCAGGUUUGAGAGGGAACAGAAUGACACCUUCCUCAUGGAGAUCCUGGACAUCGCUCCAUUCACCAAGAUGCGGAUCAGAAUUGACGGCCAGGGCAGCCGGCCCGAGUGGUUCCUGGAGAGGGUCCUGCUGAAAAACAUGAACAGUGGAGACCUGACCAUGUUCUACUACGGAGACUGGCUCUCCCAGCGGCAGGGCAAGAAGACCCUGGUGUGUGAAAUGUGUGCCGUCAUCAAUGGGGAGGAGAUGAUGGAGUGGACUUCCUACACCGUCUCAGUUAAGACCAGUGACAUCCUGGGUGCGGGCACCGAUGCCAACGUGUUCAUCAUCAUCUUUGGGGAGAAUGGGGACAGCGGGACCCUGGCCCUGAAGCAGUCAGCCAACUGGAACAAGUUUGAGCGGAACAACACAGACACGUUCAACUUCACUGACAUGCUGAGCCUGGGUCACCUCUGCAAGCUGAGGGUCUGGCAUGACAGCAAAGGGAUAUUUCCAGGCUGGCACCUGAACUACAUUGAUGUGAAGGACAACUCCCGGGACGAGACCUUCCGCUUCCAGUGUGACUGCUGGCUCUCCAAGACAGAGGGCGACAGGCAGACAGUCCGAGACUUUGCCUGUGCCAACAAUGAGAUCCACGAUGAGCUGGAGGAGACCACCUACGAGAUCGUCAUAGAAACGGGCAAUGGAGGUGAAACCAGGGAGAACGUCUGGCUCAUCCUGGAGGGCAGGAAGAACCGAUCCAAAGAGUUCCUCGUGGAAAAUUCUUCUAGACAGCGGGCCUUUAGGAAGGGGACCACAGACACAUUUGAGUUCGACAGCGUCUACUUGGGGGACAUUGCCGCCCUCUGCGUGGGCCACCUUGCCAGGGAGGACCGCUUCAUCCCCAAGAGAGAGCUGCUCUGGCACGUCAAGACCAUCACCAUCACGGAGAUGGAGUAUGGCAAUGUGUACUUCUUUAACUGUGAUUGCCUCAUCCCCCUCAAGAGGAAGAAGAAGUACUUCAAGGUGUUCGAAGUCACCAAGACGACUGAGACCUUUGCCAGCAAGGUCCAGAGCCUGGUGCCGGUCAAGUAUGAGGUCAUCGUGACGACAGGCUACGAGCCGGGGGCCGGCACCGAUGCCAACGUCUUUGUGACCAUCUUCGGGUCCAACGGGGACACGGGCAAGCGGGAGCUGACGCAGAAAAUGCGGAACCUCUUCGAGCGGGGAAGCACCGACCACUUCUUCCUGGAGACGCUGGACCUGGGCGAGCUGCGCAAGGUGCGCGUGGAGCAUGACAGCAGCGGCUACUACUCGGGCUGGCUGCUGGACAAGGUGGAGGUCACCAACACCAGCACGGGGGUGGCCACCAUCUUCAAGUGUGGCAGGUGGCUCGACAAGAAGCGGGGAGACGGGCUCACCUGGAGAGACCUCUUCCCUGCCGUCUGAGGGGCUGGAGCGCCCCCACCUCACCUUCCUGCCCUGCACGGUGGCUUCCAGCCGUCUUCUCCCGCAGCCCCCCAGAGCUGGGCCCGGGGACCAGAGGGUGGCACGUGGCACUGUGGAGCAGAGCCUCACGGUCCUUCAGAGGCCACUCUGGGCGACUCCUAGUGGGUCCUGCCCCUCCCCAGUCUCCUGGACCUACAGGAAGCCAUCAGCCUGUGUCACCAUCUGUGGCUGCACGAAAACAGCUCUUUGCACUUUCUUCUCCAGUCACAGCAGUGGCCAGGCUGACACUUGCUUCCGGUGUGGAUGGGGCACCGGGGCUUCUCCCAGAGAAUCGAAGUGGUGAAAAAGACGCCAUCGAGACAGUGUAUUUUAAGCAAAAGUUAAUUAACACUUUUCUCCCCCCAAAGCUGGGCUCAUUACAUUAUUACCAACCACACUUCACAAAGAGCUCAUCUUGACCUCUGCUCACUAAAAAUGCACCCUUCCCCCAGUUUCAGUAAAUCCAGUGCAAAUAAAGGAAGACAUCAGGAGGAAGCAUUUGUACCAGGGGGACUGAUGAGUCUGUGAAAAGGCACGUGAUUCUUUCCACCACUUCCCAGAGAACUGGUGGCCACGAGCCUGCCAGUUGCCCAGCCUGUGAUAACACAGCUGAGACCCGAGCAGAAGGCGGUGGGUGCCUGGAACAGCCUGGUUGCUGCUGUGUUCCGCUGGGGAGGGGAGAAGAGGGCUUCAGGGUUAUUUACACCUCUUGCGGGGGGCUCUCUGUGGGCAAGUGGACCGAGAGCUGCUCUCAAGGGGGUCGUGACCUCAAUGAAGGGGCAGCAGGAGAGCGGCACACUCGUGUGCCUGUGCACCCCUCCCCCCGCCCCCACACUCCCUGACUGACAGUCCCAAAGGGACCAGACGUGGCUUCACAAGAGUGCAGCAGGACGGAGCACCCCACCGCUGCUUCCCCUGCAGCGGGGUCCUGAGUGGGCGGGCUCAUCAGGCCCGUGGGAGGGCACCCCGGGAAGGGCUUCUGCCACCCAGCUGUGUGCCCUGUGCCCUCUAGCCAUACAGGUGUAAAUGCUUAGCAAGACUUCAUGGCUCUGUGGCAGGUUUCGGGAAGCCUGGGAGACUCUUGGAGAGCUGCCAAAGUUGAAAGCAUAGGCUGGGGGAGCAGCCUGCCUGGGCGUGAGUGCCUGCUCCCCCUCUCACUGGCCAGGGGAGCUGGGCCGGGGUAUCCCACCUCUCAGGCCUCAGCCGCCUCACCUGUGACAUGGCGAAUGCUAGUCCCUACCUCGUAGGUAAUUAUGAGGGCUACCUGCGCUGAUACGCAGACAGUUUUAAUUCAGUACUUGCACUGAAGAGUGAGUGUGUCCAUCAUGCCGAACAAGCAGGGCUCGGGGGAGCCGUGCCGUGCUGGGGAGCAAUAAUCAUUAAACAGCUUCAUCGUGUCUUUUUCU